Molecule: messenger RNA, 561 nt
Organism: Lycium barbarum (goji berry)
Lineage: Eukaryota; Viridiplantae; Streptophyta; Magnoliopsida; Solanales; Solanaceae
Product: protein S40-6-like
Exons: 1
Coding region: 1-561 (186 amino acids)
Source: RefSeq, a predicted model, not a curated record
AUGGCUUCAUCAAACGAAGUAUCAUACAAUUUAUUUAGCCAAAAAGCCAUUGGACUAGUGACACCCAUACCCAUCAACAAUGAAGAAUUUCAAGAAGAAGACAUUUGGGGUUGUACUACUACUACUAAUAAUAAUAAUAUUGUUAAUGAAAAAGUUCAGCUCAGUUCCAAGUUCAUCAUCACAAGUAUUAAAGAUCCGAGAAGGCUAAUUCCCACAACAAUCAAGAUGAUCCCAAAGUCAAAAAAUAAGAAUUCAGUACAAGAUUUCAACAUUGUUCAUCACUCUGCCCCAGUAAAUAUACAUGAUUGGUCAAAGAUUUAUGGUACAGGUGUAAAGAAGGAAAUUGGUAACUUUGUGACAAAUAAUAGUAAUUUGGGAAGUGAUGAUGAAGAAGAAGUUGAAGAAAAUGUGAUGCCUCCACAUGAAUGGCUUGCCAAAAGACUUGGGAGAAGGCAAAUUUCUUCUUUUUCUGUUUGUGAAGGUGUUGGAAGAACUUUAAAAGGAAGAGAUCUAACCAGAGUAAGAGAUAUUGUUUUAACAAAAACUGGAUUUCUGGAAUAA